Molecule: messenger RNA, 741 nt
Organism: Drosophila eugracilis
Lineage: Eukaryota; Metazoa; Arthropoda; Insecta; Diptera; Drosophilidae
Product: seminase
Exons: 1
Coding region: 1-741 (246 amino acids)
Biological process (GO): proteolysis
Molecular function (GO): serine-type endopeptidase activity
Source: RefSeq, a predicted model, not a curated record
AUGUGGCGUCUUCUACUGCUCUUCCAGCUCCUGCUUGGCUCAGCCCACGGACAGAUCCAGCCCAGAAUCGUGGGCGGCACCACCACCACCCUGUCCGCUGUGGGUGGGUUUGUAGUGAACCUGCGCUAUGACGGAAGCUUCUACUGCGGCGGCUCCCUGGUGAGCAGCAAGCACGUGGUGACGGCAGCCCACUGCCUCAAAGACAAAAAGGCGGGAAGGAUAACCGUCCAGGGCGGAGUCAGCAAGUUGAGCCAGACGGGCGUCGUAAGACGCGUGUCCAAGUUCUUCAUCCCGAACAGCUUCAGCAGCUCCAGUCUCAACUGGGAUGUGGGUGUCAUCCGGCUGCAGAGCUCCCUGACGGGCAGUGGGAUUACCACAAUACCCCUCUGCCAGGUGCAGUGGAAGGCUGGCGACUACAUGCGCGUCUCCGGCUGGGGAACCACGCGCUACGGCAACUCCAAUCCAUCCAACCAACUGCGCACCGUCCGCAUCGAGCUGAUCCGCAAGAAGACCUGCCAGAAGGCAUACCAAAACAGAGACACCCUGACCGCUUCCACCUUCUGCGCCCGCUCCAACGGCAAGGACAGCUGCUCUGGAGACUCGGGCGGCGGGGCGAUCUUCAAUAACCAGCUCUGCGGCAUCGUCUCCUGGGGACUGGGAUGCGCCAACGCCAAGUAUCCUGGCGUCUACACCAGCGUGCAUCGGGUGCGCAGCUUCAUCGUCAGUUCCAUGAAGAAGUGA